Molecule: messenger RNA, 3182 nt
Organism: Thrips palmi
Lineage: Eukaryota; Metazoa; Arthropoda; Insecta; Thysanoptera; Thripidae
Product: long-chain fatty acid transport protein 4-like
Exons: 13
Coding region: 242-2236 (664 amino acids)
Biological process (GO): triglyceride homeostasis
Cellular component (GO): endoplasmic reticulum
Molecular function (GO): long-chain fatty acid-CoA ligase activity; long-chain fatty acid transmembrane transporter activity
Source: RefSeq, a predicted model, not a curated record
CUUGGACUCGUCGGCUCAGUCUGUGUUGGCCCCGCCGCCCCGCCUGCCCGCUGCCGCUCGGCCCAGGCACCAGGCUCCCAGGAGGCAGCGCUUUCGAACCUGCCUCCGAGUCCUGCCGUGACAGUGCCGAAGUCCGGCCCGAAAGCCGAAAGCAGCCGAAAGCCGAACGCCCCAAGAGGCAAAGUGCCGCUGAGUGUUUUGUUGGUGCUGUGACGGCGAUCGGCGUUGAGAGAUCUCCGAGAUGGCGGGCAAGGGCGAGGCCAAGUCGGCCCGCACGGCGGUCACCGUGGUGCUGGUGGCGGCGGCGUUCGUGUCGCUGCUGCUGGGCAAGUCCAUGCUGCUGCAGGCCGGGCUGGCCGUCGUCCUGGGAUGGCUGCUGACGGGCACGCGCUACCAGUGGCUCUACAUCCUGCAGCACACCCUGGGCAGGGACCUCAAUGCCCUGGUUCGGUUCGUCAGGAUGCACCUGACCAUGUGGCUGUGGGAGAAGAGGGGGCUGCCCACCAUCCCGCUCAUCUUCUCCUCGGUGGCGCAGAAGAACCACAAGAAGGCCGCCUUCCUGUUCGAGGGGCAGUCCUGGACCUUCAAAGAGGUGGACGAGCUGAGCAACCGCCUGGGCAACUUCAUGAAGUCGCAGGGCAUCCGCAAGGGCGACACGGUGGCGCUCCUCAUGGAGUCCCGGCCGGACUACGUCUGCCUGUGGAUGGGGCUGGCCAAGCUGGGCGCCACCUCCGCCCUCAUCAACUACAACCUCCGCUUGGACCCCUUGGUGCACUCCAUCACCGUCGCCAACGCCAAGGCCGUCAUCGUGGGCACCGAGCUCGCUCCCGCCUUGCAGGAAGUGCGGUCCAAGUUGAACAACAUUCCCAUUUUCCAAUAUGCUGAUGCACCGAAGAAUGCCCCCGCCAAGCCGGAGGAGCCCUCAAAACUGCUCCCUGGGGCAGUGGACCUGAGAGUCAAGAUCUGGGAUACCCCUGCAACCUCCCUCAAGGAAGACAUGGCGAAAAUUAAGAAUACAGACCAUUUGUUUUACAUUUACACAUCAGGAACUACUGGGUUGCCCAAGGCUGCUAUCAUCAAUCACAUCAGGUUCCAAUUCAUGGCUGUGGCUGUUCACACCAUGCUAAACUUCAGAGACGAUGACAUUGUUUACGACCCUUUGCCUCUGUACCAUACAGCUGGUGGCAUGCUUGGCAUCGGCCAAGCAGUGCUCUUUGCUAAUACCAUUGCCAUCCGAAGGAAAUUCUCGGCUUCCAACUUCUGGAAGGACUGUUGCCAAUACAAAUGCACUGUUGCUCAAUAUAUUGGAGAAAUGUGCAGGUACCUUCUUACAGUACCUUCUCAACCUGCGGAGAAGGAGCACAAGGUUCGCAUUGUUGUCGGAAACGGACUGAGGCCAGCUAUUUGGACACAGUUUUGCGAAAGAUUCAACAUCGCUGAAGUUGGAGAGUUUUAUGGUGCAACAGAGAGUAAUUCCAACAUAAUCAACAUUGACAGCACAGUUGGAGCAGUCGGUUUUGUGCCUCGUUAUGCUGGAGCUGUCUACCCAGUAUCUCUAGUUCGUGCUGAUGAUGACACUGGUGAACCUAUCCGUGGACCUGAUGGACUUUGUCAGGUUUGCCAGCCAGGUCAGACUGGUGUGUUUGUGGGUAAAAUCAAUCCCAAAAAAGCACACAGUGCAUUCAGUGGGUAUGCUGACAAGAAGGCUUCAGAAAAGAAGGUCAUCAAGGACGUUUUCGUGAAAGGAGACUCUGCCUUUAAUUCAGGUGAUAUUCUAGUCAUGGAUGAAUUUGGUUACUUUUACUUCAAAGACCGAACUGGCGACACAUUCAGGUGGAGAGGAGAAAAUGUGGCCACUUCAGAAGUGGAAGCAGUUAUCAGCAAUGUUGCUGGAAUGAGCGAUGCAGUGGUUUAUGGUGUUGAGAUCCCAAAUGUUGAAGGAAGAGCUGGCAUGGCAGCUAUUGUAGACUCUGAAAAUAAAUUGGAUUUGGAUGCUCUGGCAGAGGGGAUGCGCAAGUCUCUCCCAGUAUAUGCAAGACCUCUGUUCUUGAGAGCGAUGAAAUCAUUGCCAAUGACAGGAACCUACAAACUGCAAAAGAAGGAUUUGUUAAGUGAUGCCUACGACCCUGCCAAAAUUAAGGAUGCUCUGUACUUCUUUGAUGGAACUGCAAAUAAGUUUGUUCCCUUAACAGCAUCUCUCUACCAGGAUAUCAUAACAAAUAAAAUUCGAUUCUAAAAGAACAAAUAAAAAGCAAAUAAGAUUCAAAAAAUGAAUUAAAAACUUCAAGUUUGCAUCUUCUUUUAUUGAAAGAAAAUCUUUAUGUAAAAUGUGAACAUAAAGACUUAAUGGACUGUUUCUAGAAAAUAUACCAGUGAGGAGGAACUGUAGCGCUGUUGCAGAAAGUUUGCGCUGAGAUGUAGUUGGUGUUUUGUAUUACUGAAUUGUUAAGCAGCAUUAGAGACCACCUGUCUACUACCUGUAACUCAUGGACAAAACUGCAUCACAUAGUUUAAUUCCUGUUAAUUAAUAGUAGUUAUGUGGAAUGCAGACAUUGUACUCUACAUGGGCUACUGUAUCCAAUCGACAUUGAAGUGGACAGGAGUAUUUGCUGGAGUUAUUUAAUUUUAAAACUCCAGCCAAUUUCUUGUGGAAUAGGUACUUAAUCUGAAUUUUAUAAGUAAUGGAAGCCUCUACAGAGCUAGUUAUUUGUUAUUGAAGCUCUUUGAAUGGGGUUGAGUUUUCCAUUAAAUAAUGUAAGAUUUGUACUUAAUUUGUUAUUUGUUUUGUCUAAAGUGAUUGCUCUCAUUAGUAGGUUAAUUCAAUCAAGUGAUGAAUGAGUGGUGCUGGUUGAGCUAUCUUUUGUACGCUUCUGUACAGCUCUCUGUGAUCUUCAAAUAAGAAAAUGUUUGUUUUUAGAAACAUGUUUAUCAAUUUGUGCCUUUGCAUUAAGUUCAUUCAACUAUUGUUCUAGCGUGAAGAGUUGGUUAGUCAUUGCCCAAUACAGUAUGGAAUGAACAUUUGCUCAAUUGUGGUUAGAAUGAGAGAAAACUUGAGGUUGAGCAGGUCAUUAUGAACUGCAUCUGCUUAUAAUGUGUGUGAGUUUCUGAACUCAAAGUUUUGAAUGUUAACAUAUUUAUUGUAUAUAUUUUUUCACUUAAAAUAAAUAUGUCGGCUAGUUUCA